UAGGAGGCGACCGUGAGUGCCAACAUGUUGUCGUAAUGAAUCUUAAUUGGUCGAGUUGGAAAUAAUUGCAUAAUGAGUUGACUUCAACUUACCGAGUCAUUUGAACGGAUCGAGUGAGUGAACUAGUGAAAAUAGAGGUUUGGUCGAUGACAACUAAUGUAAAAAAUAAACUUGGCAUCCACCGGACGUUAAUGAACAGUUUAUGCAUAUUUUUGCUACCGUUUCAACAGUACUAUAGUUAAUUGAUGCGUUUUACGAGUAUGUACCGCCAACUGAUUGUACUGAGCUGUUUAGUGGCAGUCUCUUCAGGUUGGAGUACCGGUUCUCUAGAGACGGAAGAUGAAUAUAGAUCUACGCAACCGUCACCGCACAGCGGUUCUGAUAUCUUCACGUGUUGCUCAGAUGUUUAUGGCUCAUGUAAAGCAGCGUGCGAAAACCUACCUCUAGUAAAACUGGCUUCGGAAGCCGGCAGCAAAGACUGGAAAUUGACCGACAUUCGGCGUAGCUGCCAGUCAGCAGAGCCACCAUUUUGGGACUGCCUAAACAGCACCCUGGCGCAGGUGCAACGUGGUAUCAGCUGGCCUGGUCGAUUCUGCUGCUCCCUGGGGAUGACACAAAAGUGCCAGAAUGCGUGUGCGAUUGCAUCGAAGCAGGAGGAACUGCUCUCUGGAUGCCGGCAUAGCGACGAACAGACCAUGUUUAGCUGCAUCCAACGCCAGGAAGACGGCGACAGUUGUUGCGGGCAGGCUCGUACCUCGGAGUGUUUGAUAGCAUGCAAGGAUGUGUUCAAAAACCAACGAACGCCAACCAGGCAGCAGCGGCUGCUGGUGCAGAGCACCUGUAGCAACAACAACAGCAACAUCCUGCAGUGCAUCAAAUCCUACGUCGAAGUCACAGUGAACUCUAACCUCAAGCGAUAUCUUCCAUGUUGUGAUCAAACGACUGAUUACGGAUGUAAAAAAGCUUGCAGAGAAACGCUCAUGGACGGUACUAACACCGAGGAGGAAACCGUCGACAUUCUGCAAAACUCUGGCUGUGGAGUUCCUUUACCACACGACCCCCUGUGGAAAUGCUUCUUUUCAUUCGAGCAGAAAAAAUCUGCUCCCGUGAAUUCGGAAGAAAUUUCUCGGAUCAACCAAGUAGGAAUGGAUUCGGCUAAGCUACAUUGCUGCUUGAAGGCUAACUCCUCCAGAUGUCGAAAGUUCUGUAUUGCGACGUAUUCCAACGAGUGGACUACUAAUUUGGCGGAGUUCGAGCAUAGCUGCUUGAUGUCGGUGGAAGAGCAUAGUCUAAAGCAGUGUGUUGAAGAAGUUGACGAACCGUGCGAGCUUGGUUGUGACGGUUUGUCGUAUUGUAGUAAUUUUAACAACCGACCAACGGAGUUGUUUCGAAGCUGUAGAUCUCAAUCGGAUAAUGCAGCUCGGAACGAUGUAGAACAGUGGCGUGAAGAGCUGUACAUAAACCUGCUAGGAGUGAACUUGCCGAUUCGCAAUAUCAGCGAGUGUUCAGGUGACACUUGGAAAUCCAUUGCUUGCUCCUUGCAGGUAAAACCAUGUACCCGUAGUUACCAUACAAAUCGAAUCUGCAAAGAAGACUGCUACGAAGUGUUGGGGAGAUGUAUCGAUUGGAACCGAAUAACAACGAAGCAUUCGGUGGUAUCGUUGUGUCAAAUAUUCUCCCCGGAAGAUAGUAGUGAUCACGAGUGUAUAUCUUUAAAGCAUUACCAAGAGCCCAGUGAUGUUCCCCAUAGGAACACGGAUGUAGCGUUGGUAUCACCCUGUAAAGGAAAUCCGUGCAACUCUACUCAAGUUUGUGUUAUCAAAAGAGAUGGUACUUAUGGUUAUGAAUGCUUGAAUGGCUGUCCUAUGGGCGAAGCUUCGUCCUAUUUGGUACCAGCAGGAACUUUCGUCCGUAUUCCAGUAUCCGCUACUGUGAAUGGCUGUCUCAAAGUAUGCCGCUGUGGAACUUCGGGAAGAAUCGAAAAAUGUCAACCUCUCCCGUGCAUCAGCUACGAUUCCUGUAGUCUAGCCGGGAAACGAUUUCAACAUCUAUCGUUUUUCUACGUAGAAUGUAAUAUAUGCAGUUGCUUUGCAGGGGAGAUAACUUGUACUAAGAAGCAGUGUCGAGUGCCGGGAGUAACGUUCAAUAAAUCCUUCACCAGCUUACCGUGCAACUGUCCUCCACAUUAUGUGCCCGUGUGCGGUCGCAACGGAAACACCUAUCCUUCGGCUUGUAUUGCAAAGUGCUCUGGAAUACAGGAUGGCGACAUCAGUUUCGGACCGUGCCGUGCGAGAGAUCCCUGCGAGGGAGUGAACUGUGGACCACUGUCGGUGUGCAUACCGGACAGAAAUGUUUGUCUGUCCAGCAUGCAUAAGCCGUGCCCCCAGCAUCGAUGUGUCAGCUUAGCCUCAACGAACUGUUCCGUUCUCACGUCGAUCCGCGACACCAAGCUGAAUUUCUACCCGACGAUUUGUGAUCUUGCCAAAUCGGGUGGAGUUUUUGCCUAUCAGGAGAAAUACCUCAAGUACUGCGAAACGUCCCGAAAAACGGCGCAGGUUUGCGGUGUAAACGGAAUUACCUACCGCAGCGAGUGUGAAGCGUGGAGCGACUUCUCCACGGUAGACUAUAACGGGCCCUGCCAGGAGGUUGGUGUUAUUGAUUCCCAGUUGGAGGCGAAGUGCUCAUCGAUCAAAUGUCCCAAAAGGAAGUGGCUCGAGUGUAAUCUGGUGAUACCACCCGGAGCCUGUUGUCCCAUUUGUGGAACCGCUUUGAGGAUCGUUUAUUCCCGAAAGCAGGUCGAUCGUGCGUUGUAUGCGUUGAAAGGAAAGGAUACGGAAAACUUAACGCUAAAGGGUUUGCUGCAAUCGCUCGAACGGCUGCUGCAAACCGUGGAAUGCCGGCUAAGUGGUCAGUUAACUUUCGAAAAUGAUAUUUUUGUGAUGGUUGAGAACAUCAGCUACCGUCCAAAUCAGUUGCAGGAGGAAAUUUGCAUUCGAGAAGCUGAAAAGCUAGUUACGUUGAUUCGUACCCAAAGUCAUAGGAUUACCAGCGAGCUAAAUUUAAGUGCACUUACCGUUGCCACCCUCGUUCGAUUGAAUAUCGAUAGUGGAGCAAAUAGAAUUAAUUGUUAUUCUGUAUCCAUUAUAAUUUUUGCACUAUUAGCUUUAUUUUCGUAUGUUUUCAAACGGUAGUAUCAAAUGACAAUACCAAACAUUUGCUGAGGAUAAAGUCUGUGAUAAAAAAUAAACUAAUCAACCAAAGCAUA
This is a messenger RNA of Sabethes cyaneus, 3265 nucleotides long. It is a transcript of the gene Reck, whose product is annotated as reversion-inducing cysteine-rich protein with Kazal motifs. Bases 246 to 3191 code for a protein of 981 amino acids. Lineage: Eukaryota; Metazoa; Arthropoda; Insecta; Diptera; Culicidae. The record is from RefSeq and is a predicted model, not a curated record. Gene Ontology annotation, molecular function: protein binding; metalloendopeptidase inhibitor activity. The transcript is spliced from 6 exons. Gene Ontology annotation, biological process: extracellular matrix organization. Gene Ontology annotation, cellular component: plasma membrane.